ACUUACUCAUCAUCAUCAUCAUUUUAAAUAAAUACACCACCCCAUCACUCUUUCUCUCUAUACUACUCUUCUCUCUCAUGGCAAUGACAAUGUCUAUUUUAUUUCUUCAUCUCAUUUUUUUUACCAUGAAAGUGUUUUGUUUCUCUCCUCAUUUUCAUGCAGACAAAAUUGUUACCCUUCCUGGACAACCACAAAACAUAGCCUUUCAACAAUUCUCAGGAUAUGUCACAGUUGAUAACAAAAAACACAAGUCACUUUUUUACUACUUUGCUGAAUCAGAAACUGAUCCUUCUUCAAAACCUCUUGUUCUUUGGCUCAAUGGUGGACCUGGUUGUUCUUCUCUUGGAGUAGGUGCAUUCUCAGAAAAUGGACCCUUUAGACCAAAUGGUGAUUUUCUUAUUAAAAAUGAACAUAGUUGGAAUAAAGAGGCAAACAUGCUUUAUUUGGAAACACCAGCUGGAGUUGGAUUUUCUUAUGUUAAAGGUAGUUCUGCUUAUACCACAACAGUAAAUGACGACGAAACAGCAAGGGACAAUCUUGUAUUCUUGGAACGUUGGUUCAACAAGUUUCCUCAAUAUAGAAACAGAGAUUUGUUUCUAACUGGUGAAAGUUAUGCAGGUCAUUAUGUUCCUCAACUUGCAAAGCUUAUGAUUGAAAUGAACAAAAGAAACAAGAUAUUCAACCUUAAAGGCAUAGCCUUGGGAAAUCCAGUUCUAGAAUAUGCAACUGAUUUCAAUUCAAGGGCUGAAUUCUUUUGGUCACAUGGACUAAUAUCAGAUGCAACUUACAACAUGUUCACUAGAGUGUGUAAUUACUCUCGUUAUGUAAGUGAGUACAAUAGAGACUCAGUUUCACCUCUUUGUUCAAAGGUUAUGGGAUUGGUGAGUAAAGAAACUAGUAGAUUUGUGGACAAAUAUGAUGUCACUCUUGAUGUUUGCAUUUCCUCUGUGCUGUCACAAUCCAAGGUUAUUUCUCCUCAACCUCAACAAGCAAAUGAAAUGAUAGAUGUAUGUGUGGAUGACAAGGUUACAAACUACUUAAACAGGAGAGAUGUGCAAGAGGCACUUCAUGCAAAGCUCGUUGGAGUUCGCAAGUGGGAUGUCUGCAGCAAUGUACUGGACUAUGAUGUGCUUAACUUGGAAGUGCCAACACUUCCUGUUGUUGGAUCAUUGAUAAAAGCUGGAGUUAAGGUCCUAAUUUACAGUGGAGAUCAAGACUCAGUGAUUCCACUGACUGGAAGCAGAACCUUAGUUCAAAAAUUGGCUAGACAAUUAGGACUGAAUACAACAGUUCCUUACAGAGUAUGGUUUGAAGGCCAACAGGUUGGUGGGUGGACUCAAGUUUAUGGCAAUGUUCUCUCAUUUGCCACAGUGAGAGGUGCUGCACAUGAAGCUCCUUUCUCACAGCCUGAAAGAUCACUCGUGCUAUUCAAAUCAUUCUUGGAAGGAAGGCCUUUACCUGAAGUUUUCUGACACACCCUUUCCCUUUUGUGUGUUUACUAUUUAGUUGAGAUUGUAACUUGUAAGUAAGCAUUAUCCUUUAAUAUCUAAUGGAAAAUGUUACAUAAACACCCUUUAUUCAUACAUCCCAUUGUACACCCCAUGUAUUAGGGAUAUUUUGGUAAGUUCAUCUCACAACCACACUUUAUUUUCUAUUUAUGUGGGGUCCAGAUUACCACAUGCCAGAAUUUUAUGUGGGUGUAAAGGGUGUAUUGCCACAUGGAGUGGUACAUGUAUCACCACUCAUAUCUAAUAAUCAGUAAAGUAAUGUGGUAGUAACUGUGCAGAAUGUCAAAAAGAAAAGUUGGCCAGUUUUUUAUAUUAUUUUUUUGGCCUUUUUGGUUUUCAACCUUUUGUACUUGAGUUUUUGUGUGCUUGCUUGUUCUUUAUUGAGCUGUUAAUUAAGUCUAGUGAAGAGAUUAUGUAAAA
This is a messenger RNA of Medicago truncatula (barrel medic), 1928 nucleotides long. Its product is annotated as serine carboxypeptidase-like 45. Lineage: Eukaryota; Viridiplantae; Streptophyta; Magnoliopsida; Fabales; Fabaceae. Gene Ontology annotation, biological process: proteolysis. Gene Ontology annotation, molecular function: serine-type carboxypeptidase activity. The transcript has 9 exons. Gene Ontology annotation, cellular component: vacuole. The record is from RefSeq and is a predicted model, not a curated record. The coding region runs from base 78 to 1472 and encodes 464 amino acids.